Messenger RNA from Phoenix dactylifera (date palm), 3470 nucleotides. RefSeq lists its product as uncharacterized. Gene Ontology annotation, biological process: recombinational repair; signal transduction. Lineage: Eukaryota; Viridiplantae; Streptophyta; Magnoliopsida; Arecales; Arecaceae. The record is from RefSeq and is a predicted model, not a curated record.
AUCAUGGCAAAAUGGGGUUGGAAGCAGGAAACCAAAUAAAGAAGACAUGAAAUGAGAAACCAGUCAAGAGGAUCUUAUCUCAUACCUACUGCUAGAUUUCUCCUUUUCCCCCAUGGAGAUGUAUUAAACUCUUAACACAAAGUCUGCCUGGCCUGAAAGUAAGUGAGGGAAGGAAGACUCCUUUGGAUUGGGCUUUGUAAAGAGAAGGAAUUAAAGGAAAAUAAUAGGUGCUUGCGUCCUACAAUGUUUUAAAGUUCAAACAUAUAGAGAGUGGGAUUCCGUAUGAAGAUGGAUAUAUGGAGCUUCAACAAGAAAGCUCCAAUCUUGGGGUGUUGUCUGCCACAAACUCAAGGAAUCUUUCAUCUUCUUCCUCAGCAUUUGUCUCUGCAAGUCAGUCACCUUUCUUCUCCCCACGAUCGCCGGUGCAUGGCUCCGAACCAGUCCGACCCGACACCGCAAAUGCCUCUAAUGGUGUCGUUAUAAAUGAUCAUCUUGGUUCUAGCACUGUGACCAGACAACCAGAAUCCUUAUCUAAUAUCAACUUUGUAGCAUCUGAUGUUUCUCCGGCUCCAAGUUUCUGCACUUCCAGUAAUUUUGGAACCCCAGGAAAUGUUUAUAACAACCCUGGUCUGGUUUCAUCCUUCAAUGGUAUUUGCAAUGGCAGUUCAUCUAAUUACAGUCAAGCAACCAGCAACGGUCACUUUGCUCGUAGAGAGAAGCAGAAGAGAUUAGGAAGAAUCCAGCCAAAAUGUUCAUUUACUCAGCCUUCAACUUCAGUUUGUUCAGCUAGUAGGCUUAGGAGUUGUGAUGUGUACUUAGGAUUUCACGGACAGAAACCUUCCUUGCUGAGGUUUGCCAAUUGGCUUCGCGCAGAGUUGGAAAUCCAGGGGAUCAGUUGCUUUGCAUCUGACAGAGCCCGGUGCAGGAGUUCGCGGAGCUAUGAUAUGGUUGAAAGAAUAAUGAAUGCUUCUACCUAUGGAGUGGUGAUCCUCACAAAGAAGUCAUUUGGAAAUCCUUACAGCAUAGAGGAGCUUAGAAAUUUCUUGGGCAGGAAAAAUCUGGUUCCAAUCUACUUUGACUUGAGCGCCGCCAAUUGUCUUGCGAGAGACAUAAUAGAGAAGAGGGGGGAACUGUGGGAGAAAAAUGGCGGUGAGUUGUGGAUGCUGUAUGGUGGCUUGGAAAGGGAAUGGAGGGAAGCUGUCGAUGGACUUUCUCGGGUGUUGGAUUGGCAAUUGGAGGCAUAUGAUGGUAACUGGAGAGAAUGCAUACUGCAGGCUGUGGCUCUUUUGGCCAUGAGAUUGGGGAGGAGAAGUGUGGUGGAUAGAAUAAAUCGGUGGAGAGAAAGGGUGGAGAAGGAGGAGCUCCCUUUUCCUCGGAAUGAAAUUUUUGUUGGCCGGAAGAAGGAACUCUCUGAGUUGGAGCUCAUCUUGUUUGGUGAUGUCAGAGGGGAUGGAGAAAGAGAAUACUUCGAACUCAAGACCAGGCACAGGAAAAGAACUUUGUUGAUUGGAAGGGCUGAGAACAAUUGUGAGGAUAAAAAUGCGAAGGAUCAGCAAUCAGAAAGCAGCAUGAAAGGAAAAGAGCCAGUUCUGUGGAAGGAGUCUGAGAAGGAAAUUGAGAUGCAGAGGCUGGGCAGUCCGCAUAGGCAAUGCCGCCCUCUGAGGGGAAAAAUUGGAGGGAAGCAUGGCAGGAGGAAAAGAUCAACAAAGAUACUGUACGGGAAGGGCAUUGCUUGUGUGUCAGGGGAUUCAGGAAUUGGUAAAACGGAAUUGGUUUUGGAGUAUGCAUACAGAUUCUCCCAGAGAUACAAGAUGGUUUUGUGGGUGGGAGGGGAAACUAGAUAUAUUCGGCAGAACUAUCUAGCUCUGCGCACUUUCCUGGAAGUUGAUCUCAGCAUUGAGAGCCAUUGUCCUGAAAAAGGAAGGAUAAGGUGCUUUGAAGAGCAUGAAGAAGAAGCGAUUGGGAGAGUAAGGAAAGAGCUGAUGCAAGAUAUACCAUUCCUGGUUGUCAUAGAUAACUUGGAGAAUGAGAAAGACUGGUGGGAUCGAAAAGUUGUAAUGGAUCUCCUGCCACGAUUUGGUGGAGAAACUCAUUUCAUAAUAACCACACGUCUUCCUCGAGUGAUGAACUUGGAGCCCAUGAAGCUUUCGUACUUAUCUGGCGUCGAGGCGAUGUCUUUGAUGAAGGGAGGUAUGAAGGAUUAUCCAGUAGUCGAAAUUGAUGCUCUCAGAGCCAUCGAGGAAAGAAUUGGCAGGCUCACAUUAGGCCUUGGCAUCGUAGGAGCUAUCCUUUCUGAGCUGCCAAUAACUCCGAGUCGGCUGCUCGACACUAUAAAUAGAAUGCCUUCGGCGGAUUUGGCAUGGGGUGAUAGAGAAGUUCUUAUAUUGAGACGGCACACAGUCCUUAUCCAGCUCUUAGAUGUCUGUCUUUCGAUAUUCGACCAUGCAGAUGGACCAAGGAGCUUGGCAACCAGAAUGGUUCAAGUAAGUGGCUGGUUUGCUCCUUCAGCAAUUCCAAUACCUCUCUUGGCUUUGGCUGCACAUAAGGUUCCAGAGAAGCGUCAUGGUGCUCCAGUCUGGAAGAAGUGCUUGCGUGCGCUAACCUGCAGCAGCUUUACAACAUCUCAUAUCAAGAGAUCUGAAGCUGAAGCAUCGUCCAUGUUGAUGAGAUUUGGGAUUGCAAGGAGUAGCAGAAAACCGGAUUGCGUCCAUUUUCAUGAGCUUGUCAAGCUGUAUGCUCGCAAACAGGGGGCCACCCAAGUUGCUCAUGCUAUGUUUCAAGCAGUUUCCCUUAGAGGCUCCAUCUCUCAAUCUUCUGACCAUCUAUGGGCAGCUUGCUUCUUACUUUUUGGAUUUGGGACCGAUCCUGUUGUUGUGGAGCCGAGACCAUCUGACUUGCUAUUUUUCAUAAAACGUGUAGUGUUGCCUCUAGCCAUACAUACAUUCAUCACCUUCUCUCGCUGCAAUGCAGCAUUAGAACUUCUACGCCUCGCAACUGAUGCAUUGGAAAUUGCUGCUGAGUCCUUGGUGUCAAGAGCUGAGAAAUGGUUUGAUAAAUCACUCUGUUGCAUUAGACCAGUUCAAUCUGAUCACACAUAUCUUUGGCAGGAACUGGCACUCUCGAGAGCAACUGUUCUAGAAACUAGGGCAAAACUAAUGCUUAGGGGUGGCCAAUAUGACGUAGGGGAUGACCUUGUUAGGAAAGCUAUUUUUAUUAGGACUUCAAUAUGUGGUGAGCAUCAUCCAGACACAGUAGCUGCUCGGGAAACACUUUGUAAGCUUAGAAGACUUCUCACAAACAUUCAAGUUAGCUGAUCUUGUGUAGUUCCUUCUCGUUCACUAUAUAUUCUUUCAUGUGAUUUUACAUUAGAAUCACAGAAAUGUCUCAGCUUCUAAUAACAGGGAAAUUGCCUGGAAUACCUUUCCUUUUCCACUUUGCUCUAAUUCUUAUCUUUUUGUUUUGCUCUUGCA